Molecule: messenger RNA, 987 nt
Organism: Panicum hallii
Lineage: Eukaryota; Viridiplantae; Streptophyta; Magnoliopsida; Poales; Poaceae
Exons: 2
Coding region: 288-800 (170 amino acids)
Source: RefSeq, a predicted model, not a curated record
GUUUUUUCAAUACGCGCAACCGUGCCGGCGACCAACGCACACCAUGCGAGGAGGAAAGAAGAGCCGUCGCUUUUCGCACGGCAGUGGAGGGCACAUCUUCCUCGCCGCUUCGCGCUUUGAUGCGGUCGCGUCUCGACGGGCGACCUGGUGAACCAGGACAGCCUCCAUACCCCACGAUUCCUUUCUUCUCCUCCGGCUCCGCGUGCCAACGAAGUUAACCGAGAGCCAGAGCAAGAGAUCGCAGCGCACGCAGGAGGGAGCGGCAGGGAAGAGAAGAGCGGGGAGAGAUGGACGAGAUCAUGAACAAGGUGGGCACCUACUGGCUGGGGCAGAGGGCCAACAAGGAGAUCUCGUCGGCUGGCGACGACAUCGAGUCGCUCUCGACCAGCGUCGGGGAGGGCGCGAAAUGGCUGGUGAACAAACUGAAGGGCAAGAUGCAGAAGCCGCUGCCGGACCUGCUCAAGGAGCACGGCCUGCCGGUGGGGCUGUUCCCGCGGGAGGCCACCAACUACGAGUUCGCGCCGGAGACGCGGCGCCUGACGGUGUACAUCCCGUCCCCCUGCGAGGUCGGGUACCGCGACGGCUCCGAGCUGCGGUUCGACGCCACGGUGUCCGGCACGCUGGGCGAGGGCCGGCUCACGGAGGUGGAGGGGAUCAAGACCAAGGUGCUCGUCUGGGCCAGGGUCAUCGCCGUCAAGGCCGACGCCGCCAAGGUCCACUUCACGGCCGGGAUCAAGAGGUCGCGCAGCCGGGACGCGUACGAGGUCGUCAGGGGCGGCAUCACCGUCGACGAGUUCUAGCUCUGGCUGGGGCUCCUCUGGACGAUCUCGAUCUUGCUGGUUUUGCUGCACGCUGAGAUGCUUGCAGGAAUAAAUUCUACUUAGCUAGCCGAGGGAAAUGUGUGACCGUGUGCUUUGUCAGAUUUGUGACGAAACGUGCUUUACUGUACAGUAUUAAGAUUUGAAUGAGAACAUUGGCCCAAGCAGA